UGGACGCGCACCGGGUCGGGGAAGUUCAUACGCGCAGAAAGUCGCCGGACAGCAGAGAUGAAUCCCGGAGAUUAAACGAUAACACGGACAUUGAUAAUCAAAGAGAAAUAAAGUUCAGAGAGUAUCAUAGAGAUCGUGUGUGCUGCAGUAUGGUUUUGUGAGUCCAGCAGUUGAACAUCAUGGCUCUGGUCCGGUCUCUUCCUGUGGCCGUUGAUCAUGCAGCACCAGGUCUGGACCCGAGAAGAGCCGCGGGUCCCGUCAGCAGUCACCGUGACCGAGGACACCUGGAGGUCAGCACCAGGUUUGGUAAGGGCACGUCGGUCUCAGGACGCAUAAUGACGGAGGUCUGGAAUCGGACUCCGUCCAGUAAGAGGAGAGCUAUUGUUGGCAGAGGGAAGGGUUUCGGUAAUCGUUCGCAUUCCCAUGAAGACUUGAUACAGGACUGGAGCGAGGACUUCGCUGUUGUGGAUGGACCUCCCAAACUGGUGUCCGUGUCCGGCCAGUUAGAAAGAAAUGUUCAGCAGGCCAUCAUAAGACCCACUGCCUUCAAACCCGUCGUCCCCAGGAGUCGUAACGGUGCGCGGUUCCUCUCCCCGCGUUUAGGGGGAAGCCAAGGAAACCUCAGCGUGUUUUCUUCAGGAGACGAGGACGUCACGCCGGUAGUGAUGGAGCGACACAGCUCUUACAGCGGAGCUCGGAAUGCUUUGAUGAGCCAGUCGUUCAACAUGACGGACAGUUCUUUAACAAACAUUCCUGUCUAUAAUGUGAGCCAGAGCGAGGCGGCUAAACAUCACGGACACUCCAACUCUGACAGUGGGCGCUCUUCAUCCAGCAAGAGCACGGGAUCUGUGGGCGGCCGCUGUCCGCUGAUGUCAGACAUGGGACCUUCACCUCCACCAAUCGAGGCCUAUGAGAUGAUCGUGACAGACUUUGAGGAGAAACUAAGAGAGAGAGAUCUGGAGCUUCGGCGGCUCAGAGAGAAUCUGGAUGAGAAUGAUGCAGCUAUCUGUCAAGUGUAUGAGGAGAGGCAGAAGCGCAGCGAGCUGGAGAUGGAGGAGUUCAGGCAGACGUGUGCGGGUAAAAUGCAGAAGGCGUCCCAGAAAGCGCAGCGAGAUGUGCAGCUGCUUCAGGUUCAAGUCUUUCAGCUGCAGCAGGAGAAGCAGCAGCAGCAGGAGGAGCUGAAGAAACUUCUGCAGGAGCGUCAAAGACUGGAGGAAAGGUGCACCUCCUAUGAGAGAGAACACACACAACUGGGACCCAGACUAGAGGAAACUAAAUGGGAGGUGUGUCAGAAGUCCGGUGAGAUUUCACUGUUGAAGCAGCAGCUGAAAGAUCUUCAGGCCGAUCUGGCCCAGCGUGCCGGUGAGCUGGUGACCCUCCGCGGGCAGAUGAGAGAGGUUCGCUUGGAGCUGCACACCAGUCACGCUCGUCUGCAGGAGGCUCACACGGCGUCACGCACACGCACCCUGGAGCUGGAGGUCUGCGAGAACGAACUGCAGCGUCGCAAGAGUGAAAGCGAGCUGCUCAGAGAGAAGAUGAGUCGCUUGGAGGAGGAAUCGGCCCGCCUGUGCGAGGCUCUGAACGCUCACCACGUCCACAGUAGAGGAGGCGGGGCAUCCAGGGAGGAACAGAAACUGACCAAUGACAGUGAGGAUUCAAAAGCGUCAAAGCAGCACGUUGACAGACUGAAGGCGGAGCUGGCAUACGAACGCCAGAGGUUGUCCGAUCAGGCCGCGGCCUUCGAGGGUGAAAGACAGAGCUGGGAGGGGGAGAAAAAUAAAGUGAUUCGAUAUCAGAAACGGCUCCAGCAGAACUACAUACAGAUGUACACCAGGAACCGAGAACUCCAGAGAUCUCUCCGUCAGCUCAGUCUGGAGCUGGAGUCCAGAGAACAGGAUGAUGAGAGCAGUGGAAAUGAAGUCACUUUCGAUGACAUCGCUGCGACUGAGAUCUAGCAUCACAGGAGUGUCAGAAAAGUCUACUGUCACACGCCUUUCACACGCAUAUAAUGUAGCUGACAUCAUGUGACAGAGA
This is a messenger RNA of Triplophysa dalaica, 2034 nucleotides long. RefSeq names its product leucine zipper, putative tumor suppressor 2b (gene lzts2b). The transcript has 5 exons. The coding region runs from base 180 to 1955 and encodes 591 amino acids. Gene Ontology annotation, biological process: negative regulation of canonical Wnt signaling pathway. The record is from RefSeq and is a predicted model, not a curated record. NCBI's taxonomy places the organism in Eukaryota, Metazoa, Chordata, Actinopteri, Cypriniformes, Nemacheilidae.